UCCCGUUUUUAUGAGCGGAACUUGAGCUAGCGCGGAACUUGUUUGAACCCGGAAGCGUCAACCGACGACUUCUUUGCUUUGAGUUGCUUUGCUUGAUUGAUUUCGGACGUUGUAGGACAUGCAGCGCGACUGGCUCCACUUGGGUCCGCUGCAGUGGACCACGUACGUCAACAAAGAGCUCCAAGUGACGGCGGGGAUGGAGGCGAAAGAGUUUGCCGGAUGGCUGCUUACCAUCGACCCGGUGUCCGCCAGUUUGGUCCUGGUCAGCUUGGGCGAGGAAGGCGGGUCCGGCAGCAUCCGGGUGGUGAUGGGUCACGCGGUGCGGCGUGUGGAAGUGCUACGAGAGGCCGACGCUACCGCGGCUCAGCGCCUGCGCGAGCUGUUUGCCUCGCCAACGUGCGGCGGACCGGACCCGCAGCGCCGCGCAGCCGUACGCCGAUGGCUGGAGCGCAACCGCAUCCCUGUGGAGGAGUGCGCUGACCGGCUCAGGGUGGCCAGCGCGCUCACCCUGGCGCCGCCGUACGGGCCCGACGACUGCAGCGGCGCCAACCCCGUGGUGCUGGAGCGAGUGCGCAAGCUGCUGGAAGGACAGCCACGCCAGGAAGCGGACCAGGAGCCUGUGCCAAUGGACUUGCCUUAGAUCGUUUUUGGGGGAAGCCUCUGACCUCCCUCCCUCCUUCCUUCUGUUAUUGACUGAUAAACUGUCUUGUUUGCUGUUGACAAUUGAUUGUUUUGAAAGGAUUGAUUUGGAGUCCCCGUCCGAUACGUCGGCAGCGUGCAUCCGAAAUGGCUGGCCUAUUGUCAACAGUUGGUCGAAAAACCAUCCACAACUAUUUGGAUGGUUCCUUAGAGACCUCAUUUAACAUGAAUUGUGCAAAGUUGUGCCUAUCCAGUUGAUUAGUGAAUUGAAAAAGUAAUCAUAGUUUAAAAAAAAAAAAAAAAUGGGGAGCAGUUCACGUCAAGCUAAAGUGUGUCUUUCUGGACGCAUUUAUUUUGAAUCAGCUGACGGUGCCAAUUUGCGGGGGCUUGCUUUUUGCCUGGGCCCAAGACGUGUCAAAUUUCAAACAAUUUAUCUGGAGGCGCUGAUGGGAAUUUGUGAAACUUUGUAUCGUGGACUUGAAUGUGCCAUUCUUUUUUUGUUCCUCAAUAAAGUGGUGAUUGUGGCAUCGA
Molecule: messenger RNA, 1170 nt
Organism: Syngnathus acus (greater pipefish)
Lineage: Eukaryota; Metazoa; Chordata; Actinopteri; Syngnathiformes; Syngnathidae
Gene: gemin6
Product: gem (nuclear organelle) associated protein 6
Exons: 2
Coding region: 119-640 (173 amino acids)
Biological process (GO): spliceosomal snRNP assembly; spliceosomal complex assembly
Cellular component (GO): SMN complex; nucleus
Source: RefSeq, a predicted model, not a curated record